Limulus polyphemus (Atlantic horseshoe crab) is the source of this 1352-nucleotide messenger RNA. Its product is annotated as protein-L-isoaspartate(D-aspartate) O-methyltransferase-like. The record is from RefSeq and is a predicted model, not a curated record. Gene Ontology annotation, molecular function: protein-L-isoaspartate (D-aspartate) O-methyltransferase activity. Gene Ontology annotation, biological process: protein modification process. The transcript is spliced from 8 exons. Gene Ontology annotation, cellular component: cytoplasm. The coding region runs from base 198 to 896 and encodes 232 amino acids. NCBI's taxonomy places the organism in Eukaryota, Metazoa, Arthropoda, Merostomata, Xiphosura, Limulidae.
UCUUUUAGUUUUUAGCUCAGAAUUUUGGAACCAAUCUUCAAGUUCAUCCCCAGGCUGUUCAUUUAUAAUUUAUCUCAAACUUUAGACCUAUACUUGAAUUCUGAAUUACGUUGGAUUACAGUUUUUGAUAAAUUUUAGAUAAAAUUGAUGUAGAAGAACCCACUGUAAAGAACCUUGGUGAAGUAAUCUUGAUCACAAUGGCUUGGAGAUCCCAUGGGAGAAGUAAUGCAGAGAUGGUUCAGCACCUGAAAAAAAAUGGGAUAAUCCACAGUGAAGUAGUUGAAAAAACAAUGUUGUCUUUGGACAGAGCCCAUUACUCCAAAAGUAACCCAUAUAUGGAUUCUCCACAAGGCAUAGGAUAUGCUGUUACUAUUAGUGCCCCUCAUAUGCAUGCACAUGCCUUGGAAUUAUUGAAAGAUCACCUACAUGAAGGGGCCAGGGCACUAGAUGUUGGCUCAGGGAGUGGUUACCUCACAGCUUGCAUGGCUCUGAUGGUGGGAGAAACAGGCUUGGCUGUAGGCAUUGACCACAUAGAAGAACUUGUAAAUAUGUCUGUAGAAAACAUCAAAAAAGAUAAGCCACAGUUGUUGGAAUCUGGACGAAUCAAAAUGGUUGUUGGUGAUGGAAGAAAAGGCUAUGCAAAUGAAGCCCCCUAUGAUGCAAUCCAUGUUGGUGCUGCUGCAGCUCAGCUACCAAAUGAUCUUAUUGCUCAGCUUAAACCUGGUGGUCGACUGAUUGUACCAGUGGGGAAAGAGGGACAUAACCAACUAUUAGAACAAAUAGAUAAACUUCCUAGUGGGGAGAUCAAGAAGACAUCUUUGAUGGGUGUAAUCUAUGUACCUUUAACAGAUAAAGAAUCACAGUGGCCUGGCAGGUACACAAAAUGUGAACUGUAGGAUUUCCCAGGUUUCCAGCUUCUGCCUUAUGCACAAUUGGAAAGGUAAUAGUGCUUCUCAAAAAGUUGUUUGAUGCCUGACUAGAUGUCCUGUUAUCAUUUUGCCUUCUGCAAGUCUGCUUUAUGCUCAAACAUUACAUUAUUUUUUACAAGUCUCCCUAUUCUGGAUAGUUAGUUUUGAAAGUCUUGAGCUAUUUAGAUAAAUCAUUACAAUAUACUGUUAAGAAAGUAUGAGCAAAUGUUUUGAUGCUGUAGAGCAUAAGGAGCUAAUCCUAACUUAUAGUUAAUGUUACACAAUAUUACUUGAAGUUACAAUUAUACAAACUUUCAACUAUCUAAACAAACAACCUUUACUGCAUCUGCCUCCAGCAAACAGCUUAUCUAUUUUAGAAGGGAUUAUUUGCAGAGUUAAUUCUGUAUUUCAUUGUUUGGAAAUAAAUUAUUAAUUCAUACAUUA